Malassezia restricta is the source of this 576-nucleotide messenger RNA. RefSeq names its product small subunit ribosomal protein S7e. Bases 1 to 576 code for a protein of 191 amino acids. The record is from RefSeq and is a predicted model, not a curated record. The transcript has a single exon. Gene Ontology annotation, molecular function: structural constituent of ribosome. Gene Ontology annotation, biological process: ribosomal small subunit biogenesis; rRNA processing; translation. Lineage: Eukaryota; Fungi; Basidiomycota; Malasseziomycetes; Malasseziales; Malasseziaceae. Gene Ontology annotation, cellular component: small-subunit processome; cytosolic small ribosomal subunit; 90S preribosome.
AUGGCCACUGUCAACCAGAAGAUCUUCCGUACGGCGAAGGCGCCCGCUGGUCCUCCAUCUGAGGUCGAGACCACGGUCUGCCAGGCCCUUAUUGAUCUCGAGUCGCACAUCCCUGAGCUCAAGAUGGAGCUGCGUCCUCUCCAGGUGAGCGCUGUCAAGGAGGUCGAGGUCAAGGGCGGCAAGAAGGCCUACGUGGUCUUUGUGCCCAUGCCCCAGCUCAAGGCCUUCCAGCGUAUCCAGCAGAGGCUCACGCGUGAGCUCGAGAAGAAGUUCUCGGACCACCACGUCGUAUUCAUUGGUCAGCGCCGCAUCAUGGGCAAGCCCACCAGCCACAGCCGUGCGACGCAGCCUCGGCCCCGCAGCCGUACGCUGACGGCUGUCCACAGUGCCAUCCUUGAAGACCUUGUCUUCCCUACGGAGAUUACAGCUAAGCGUGUGCGCGUGUCCACGGAUGGCAGCAAGCUUGUCCGCUGCGCCCUGGACUCGAAGGAUGCCACCAGCCUGGAGUACAAGCUCGAAACGUUCUCGAGCGUGUACCGCAAGCUCACGGGCAAGGAAGUGGCCUUCACCAUCUAA